UUAAAGGGUCGCCAUUUUCAUUCUCUGGAGGAAAAAUGUUACUCUCCACUAGUAGAAUGGCGAAAUCAAAAUCAAAGCGCAUAAUUGUACAACUUGUUAGUAUGGCUGGUACUGGAUAUUAUUACAUGAUGACCAGGAACAAACUCAAACCCAAGCUGGAGUUCAUGAAAUACG
Messenger RNA from Stylophora pistillata, 174 nucleotides. Its product is annotated as large ribosomal subunit protein bL33m. Gene Ontology annotation, cellular component: mitochondrion; ribosome. Gene Ontology annotation, molecular function: structural constituent of ribosome. Gene Ontology annotation, biological process: translation. The record is from RefSeq and is a predicted model, not a curated record. NCBI's taxonomy places the organism in Eukaryota, Metazoa, Cnidaria, Anthozoa, Scleractinia, Pocilloporidae.